This is a messenger RNA of Culex pipiens pallens (northern house mosquito), 2602 nucleotides long. Its product is annotated as membrane-associated tyrosine- and threonine-specific cdc2-inhibitory kinase. Lineage: Eukaryota; Metazoa; Arthropoda; Insecta; Diptera; Culicidae. Gene Ontology annotation, molecular function: protein kinase activity; ATP binding. The coding region runs from base 214 to 1926 and encodes 570 amino acids. Gene Ontology annotation, biological process: protein phosphorylation. The transcript has 4 exons. The record is from RefSeq and is a predicted model, not a curated record.
UUAAAAAGUGAAAACAGAACCGCUAUCGUCCCGAUCUCGAGUCUUUUUCCUCGUAAAUUGUACAGAUAUUCAGCGAAAUUUUAAAUUUCGUUAGUAGAUGUUGAUUGGGGGGCCACUUUGGCAGGAUCGCGCGUUGGUUUUACGAGAAUUUGUGACCGUGAAUCGAGAAUCCAAUUUUCGUCAACCGAACAGCGGAGGAGGAGGACGCACACAAUGAAGUCCCCGCUGCCGGUGCCGGAGUUUUUGGAGGAGAACAACCUGUCGCUUUCGUUCAAGCAGCCCCACCGGCGGAACCAGGUGAACCAGCGGCCACCGAAGCCGCCCAAGCUGUACCCCAAGUUCGAUGCCAGCUUCAGUCGGAGUUUGAACGGGUCGUGCGGCGCUAGUGCGAUUUCGUUCCGGAACGGGGGGGCGCGGGCAGAGUUGAGUACGCUGUACCAGCGGGACAAGCGGGAAUCGUACUACGAGCAGUGCUUCGAGCAGAUUGCCAAAGUGGGGGAGGGUUCGUUCGGGGAGGUGUUCAAGGUAAAGAGUAAAGUGGACGGGUGUUUGUACGCGGUCAAGAAAUCGAAGGAGUUUUUCCGAGGGGAGCACUACCGGCAGGAACGGCUGGAGGAGGUGCGGCGGUACGAGCAGUUUAGCGAGCACGAGAACUGCGUCAAGUUGAUACAAGCGUGGGAGCAGGAGGAUCGGCUGUACAUGCAGAUGGAGCUGUGCAAGGGCAGUUUGGAGGAUUACGUGCGCGAGCAGCGGUUUAUUCCGGAGGAACGGAUCUGGUCGAUACUGCUGGAUUUGCUGCUGGGCUUGAAAAGUCUGCACGAUCGCCAGUUGAUCCAUCUGGAUAUAAAGUUGGACAAUAUUCUGAUAACGGACGACGAAGUAUGCAAGCUGGCGGAUUUUGGGUUGGUGUUUGAUCUGACGAACCGCAACCUUCAUCAGGCCACCGAGGGUGAUUCGCGGUACAUCGCACCGGAACUGAUGGAAGGUCGCUACACGAAAGCUGUUGACAUCUUCAGCCUGGGAAUCGCCGUACUGGAACUGUCCUGCAAUUUGGAGCUUCCCUCCAAUGGACCACUUUGGCAACGGUUGCGCAGCGGGUCGCUUCCACCGGAGCUGCUGUGCCGGCUAUCGCAAGAACUUCAGGACGUGAUCCGGUGGAUGAUGAGCCCGGUGCCGGAGUCGCGUCCCUCGGUGGACACGCUUUUGCGAUUUCCGCGAAUAGCGGACCUUUACCGCGAACGGAGACGCUGGCGACUGGUUCGCGGUGUGAAAUCAUACCUGUUCCGGAAAUUGUGCAAUCUACGAUGCUUCCUCGCCAGUCUGGUGCUGUCCAUUGGCAGCAGUCUGCGGUUGAACCACGCCAAGCCAUCGGUACCGCCAGGUGGGCACAAGACAAAGAACCAUCGACCGCCCAACCGAAGUUACUGUAACGGAACAUCCGGUGCUACUUCUCCAAACAACAGCGUUCGAACCUGUCUGAUGAAGGACUUUGAAGACGACGAGGAAGAAAUGCUGCAGCAGUCCAGUAGCAGCGGAGAUCUGGAUGUAUCGGGCGGAAGCCGAGAAAGCGGCAGCGUCCAAAUCACACCCACGCUCAACAACACCGUUCCGUCCCAUACACCCUCGCUCCGCAUGAUGAACUCAACGCCGCUGAACCACAACCACAUUGGACUGCGACUCAGCUUCCGCAACAACUGCGUGGAAACACCCACUCGAAACAUCAGCUACGACUCCGGCGAGGAGGACUUUAUGUUUCCGCUCGAUGCGAACAACGCGAGCCGGCGGGUUCACGGCGAUCUGUCCCGGCACUCGAGCUCGAUGCUGCAGAGCCCUGGUGGCGGCGGCCCCAGCGGCACCGGCCCCUCCGGCGAUUCUUCGUUCCUGACGAAGAAGAAACUUUUCUUCAAAUCGGACGACUCGGACUAAGCCGCGAAGGGCGGUGGUGGCGCACAAUGCGCGCGCACAGCUUUGUUCCUUUUUACCUCAAACAAUUAUAAAAAAGAAGAAGAAGAAAAAUCGCAGAUCAAAUAACCUUACGGAUCUCAAACUCGGGAAAGUUUGCCUCAUUUACGCCGUUUAGCUGUAAAUAAUUUACGAAUGUAACACAAAGACAGAGAGAGAAUGAGAGAGUAGAAUAGUGACUAGUGCAGAAGGGAGCAGAAAAAAAAAACAAGUAAAGCCUAAUGUGAUAUGCAAGCGAAAUGAUUUAUGAAAUAAUAACGGUUAAAGUUGUUGAACGAUAGCCCAGCCCAGUUGGUGUGAAAUUCUUUUCUCGGUUUAGUGUUUUUGUGUUUUAAUGCGUUACUUUCGGUUUGCAGUUUUUCAAAAAAUUGUGUUUGUUAAAAAUGUCGAUACGCCUCAAGAUAUCGAUGCGGUUUUGAGACAGGUCGAGUGUCGAAAAGAAAAUGUAUUCCUUAUCUUCAACUAUAGGUACCACCAUAAUUGAACUUUAAUCGCUUAGCCAGAAGGAAAUUUAGACGUAAGCACGUAAUAGAAUAUGAGAUAUCUAAUAUCGAGUCGGUAGUUUUCAUACUAAUAUUUUUAUAGAAAUUUUCUAUAUUACAAUAACGCAAUAAACUGGUGUAUUUUACAAAAAAUGAAA